AUUUCUCACAUCUGAUAAGAUGGGCAAUUGCAAGCUCAAUACCAUCACCCAACUCCUAAUCCUUCUACUCCACUUGGGGAUACUGCAAAUUUCUAUAGCAUGUCCAUAUUGUCCAUACCCAACCCCUCCUCCCAAACCACCAAAACUCAAACCACCCCACAAAUUUCCACCAAAGGUAGAGCCACCUUGUCCCCCGACAAAGCCUCCGGUUGUAAAACCACCACGACACGCACCCAAACCUCCCGUCGUGCAUCCUCCUGUCAUCCCCAAACCACCCCACAUCCCCAAACCUCCCGUAGUUAAGCCACCCUACACUCCCAAACCUCCCGUUGUGCGCCCUCCAACUAUUCCCAAACCUCCCAUCGUGCAUCCUCCUGUCACCCCCAAACCACCCCACGUCCCCAAACCUCCGAUCGUGCACCCUCCCAAACCUCCCAUCGUGCGCCCUCCAACUAUUCCCAAACCACCUAUAGUGAAGCCACCUCAUGUGCCGAAUCCUCCUAUUGUGCACCCUCCGCCCACACCUAAUCCUCCCAUGCCCAAACCUCCUAUCGUGUACCCUCCAAUUAUUCCCAAUCCUCCACCAGUACCCAAACCUCCUGUUUUUUACCCUCCAGUCAUUCCCAAUCCUCCCAUCACUCCCACGCCUCCUGUAGUACCAUCUCCACCGUCAAUAACACCACCAUCACCGCCACCACCUGUGCCAGAACCACCACCAGAAACACCAUGUCCACCACCACCACCGCCAAAAGCGCAAGACACAUGCCCCGUCGACUCAUUGAAACUAGGUGCAUGUGUCGACGUGCUAGGCGGCCUCAUUCACAUCGGCAUCGGCAGCAGUGCCAAAGACGCUUGCUGCCCUAUACUCGGAGGUUUGCUGGACUUGGACGCAGCCGUCUGCCUUUGCACCAGCAUCAAGGCUAAGCUUCUAAACAUUAACAUCAUCAUCCCAAUUGCUCUUCAAGUCCUCAUCGACUGCGGCAAAACUCCGCCCUCCGGCUUCCAAUGCUCCGCCUAAGCUGCCAUCUCUUUGCACGAACUAACACACUCUUUUUCCCAAGAAUCUUCACCUUGAGAUGUUUGACGAAACCCUUUGCUGAUCGACAGGUUUCCAGUCAUUGGUGGAGAAUUAAUUCCAGAGCAUGCAGAAUGAUCAUUCUGAGAAGGGCUAAUUUUCAUGAUCUUCGUUUGUAAUUUUCAGUUCCAAAAUGUUUGUUCAAGAACCAUAUGUGGAAUAAAUUUUUGCUCUUAAUUAUUGUGGAAUGGAUGAAAGGAGUUGGCUCUGUGCUGACACAGUUUGAUUGUAUAAUAGGAACUACUCAUCAUGAAACAAAUCCCUUUUUAGGUGACAA
Molecule: messenger RNA, 1352 nt
Organism: Sesamum indicum (sesame)
Lineage: Eukaryota; Viridiplantae; Streptophyta; Magnoliopsida; Lamiales; Pedaliaceae
Source: RefSeq, a predicted model, not a curated record